Messenger RNA from Leopardus geoffroyi (Geoffroy's cat), 9063 nucleotides. RefSeq names its product armadillo repeat containing X-linked 4 (gene ARMCX4). NCBI's taxonomy places the organism in Eukaryota, Metazoa, Chordata, Mammalia, Carnivora, Felidae. The record is from RefSeq and is a predicted model, not a curated record. Bases 613 to 8712 code for a protein of 2699 amino acids. The transcript is spliced from 7 exons.
CCGUGCAGUCGUCACUCCCUUCUAGGUAUCAGCUCCCCGCUGCCUUGCGCCUGGCGGGCUGGCACUGAGUCCGAGGAAAGCGGAGCAGAUUCCUGCUCCUUUCAUUGGAAGGGACAUGUCACCGUGGCAUUUACACAGAAAAUGUAGAUCGGUGUGGCACUGUUUUGUGGCGAGGCAAGGGAAGAAAGAGCGAAGAAAACUGCACGGGAUCUGUGGAGUUUUCCAGAUUCCCCUGUCUGAACACCUUGGUGAAAGAAAUGAUGGACUUUUGGGAGAAACCCUAGAAUCUUACAGGUCUUCUCAUAGGCCCACAGUAGGGCUGUUUACCAUUGGAAGCAAGGGAAAGGGGGAGACUGGCUUGGAACCAUGAAGGUUGGUGUGAAGAUCUGCCUGCAGGUCUGCUGUAGGGCUUGAGAUUACUGGAAGCAAAGAAACAAGGAGGAAAUUGCCUCUGAUCGGUAUAGACUGGUCCACCUCCAGUGGCAGCUGUAGUGGCCUCUAAGUGGCUGAAGACCAGCGCCCUCACAGGCCUACACCCAGACCUACUACCCUCUUUCCCCAUCCUGAUUGAGCUCCCCGUACCUUGUUCGUGCCUUCAGUAGGAGUGAUUACAUGGGUCGCAUUCAGGAAGUGGGUUGGGUGACUGCAGGAUUGGUGAUCUGGGCUGGUACCUGCUACUGCAUUCACAAAUUAACCAAAGGAAGAGCCCAGGGAGUGAGGAAACUUUCCAGAAAUGGGUCCAGAGUCAAGAUGGAGACUGUGGUUGGGGUACAGAACCAAACCUUGGCCAUGAGUGAAGCCAUGGCUGGAACAGAGACUGAGACUAGACCCAUGGCCAAGACUGGAGCAGAAACCAGAGCAGGAGGUAGGAUUGGGGUUGAAGUAGAGACUACCACCAUUGCUAAGGCGAACUCUCAGGCCAAGACAAUGGCUGAGGUAGAGGCAGAGAACCAGUCUGAGGCCAAAACAGUGUCCACAACAGUGGGCAUGAUAGAAGCAGUGACUCUGAAUGUGGCCCAGCUCAAAACUGGGGGAGUAGCCGUGAAAGAGGCAGUGACCCAAACUGACUCUGAGGCUGGGAGAGUAGUCAAGAAGGAGGCUGUGACCCAGACCAAGGCUAAAGCUUGGGCACUGGUUGCCAGGGCAGAAACCAAGAAGCAAAUAAUGACCCAGACAAAAGUGGAAGCUUGUUUACUGGCUGAAAAAGACACAAACAAAGUAAUGGUGACACAGAAUGAGGCCUUGGGAGUGACCAGGGAAGCAGCCAAGAUGGGUGCCAUAAAUAAGACUGGAAUUAUGGCUGAAACCAAGGCAAGAGCCCUGGAUGAGACUGUGAAUGUGGCCAAGACUCAGUCUGAGGCCAGGCCUGGUCACAUAGUUGAUGCUAAGGGAAAUCUUAAUACCAUGUCCAGGAAAGAAGCUGGAGUGGACAUGAAGUCCUGUGCACCAUCUCAGGCUGUGGCCAAGAUCCAGGUUGACAACAUGCCUGGUGCUGGGGUUGAGGCCAAGGGGAAUCACAAAACAGUGUCUCAGGCAGAGUUUAGGGCAGACAUGAGGGCUUCUGCUCAGCCUCAGAUUGUAGCCAAGACCCAGGCUGAGGCUAUGCUUGGGGUAAAGUUUGAUGCCGGGUGUAAUACCAAUGCUGUGUGUAAGGCAGGGGCAGGGGAAGAUAUGAGAGUUUCAACACAACCUCAGACUGUGGCCAAGAAACAGGCUGAAGCAAUGUUUGGGGCCAGGGAUGAUGACAGAGGAAAUACCAAUGUCACAUCUAAGACAAUGACUGGAGGUGACAUGAGGGCUGCUGCUCAACCUCAGGCUAUAGCCAGUGCUCAGGUUGAGCCUAUGCCUGAUGCCAGAGUUAAAGGUAGAGGCAAUUCCAAUGCUGUGUCUAAAACAGGGGUCAGGGCAAACUUGAGGACCAAUUCUCAGGCUGAGGCCUUGCUUGAUGCCAGGGUUAAGAUCAGAGACAAUCCCAAUACCAUGUCUAAGAUGCGGGCUGGGACAGACAUUGAGCUCUAUACACAGCCUCAUCCUAUGGCCAAUGUCCAGGUUGAUGCCUUGCCUGAUGGCAGGAUUAAGGCUAAAAGCAAUGUCAACACCAUGUCUAAGGAAGGGGGUGGGACAGACACAAAGGCACAGUCUCAGGCUUCUAACAAGAGCCAGGUUGAGGUUUUACCUGGUACUAGAGGUAAGGCUAGGGGAAAAGCCAAAAGCAAGUGUAAAGCAGAGGUGGGGAUAGAAAUGAAAACCUGUGCGCAGCCUCAGGUUGGCGUCAAGAUCCAAGCUGAUGCUUUACCUGAUGGCAGGGAUGAUCCUAAUGCCAUUUCUAGGUCAGGGACUAAGGCAGACCUGAGGGCCUGUGGUCAGCCUCAGACUAUGGCAAAUUCCCCGGGUGAGGCCUUGCCUGGUGCCAAGAAUAAGAUCUGGGGCAAUUCCAAUGCUAUAUCUAUGUCAGGGGCUGGACCAAAUACAAUGGGCUCUGCCCAGCUCCAUGGUAUGGCCAAUUUCCAGGAUGAUGCCUCACCUAAUACUAAGAAUAAAGUCAGGGGUAAUCCCAGUGCUAUGUUUAAAGCAGCAACCGGGCCAGAUUCAAUAUGUUCUGCCAAGCCUGAAACAGAUAAAACAGACUCUGCCCAGCCCCAGGCUGUGGCCAAUUCCCAUGGUGAAGUCUUGUCUGGUACUAAGAAUAAGGUCAGGGGCAAUCCCAAUGCUGUGUCUAAGACACCAGCUGGGCCAGGUGCAAUAGGCUCUGCCCAGCCUGAGGUAUCUAAUAUCCAAGAUGAAACCUUGCCCAGCACUAAGAAUAAGGUCAAGGGCAAGUCCAAUGCUGUGUCUAAGACAGGGGCUGGGCCAGAUACAGUGGGUUCUGCCCAGCUCCAGGCCGUGGCCAAUUCCCAGGGUGAAGCCUUUCCUGGUAUCAAGAAUAAGGCUAGGUGCAAGUCCAGUGGUGUGUCUAAGAUAGAGGCUGGGCCAGAUGCAGUGGACUGUGUCCAAUCUCAGGUUGUAACCAAUUCCCAAGGUGAAGUCUUGUUUGGUACUAAGAACAAAGCCAAGGGCAAUUCCAAUGCUGUGUCUAAAUCAGGCACUGGGCCAGAUACAGUGGGCUCUGCCCAGCUCCAGGCUGUGUACAAUGCCCAGGUCGAAGCCUUGUCUGGUACUAAGAACAAGGUCAGGGUCAAUCCCGGUGCUGUGUCUAAGGCAGAGGCUAGGGCAGAUGCAAUGGGCUGUGCCCAACCUCUAGCAGAUACAACAAGCUCUGCCCAGCGCCUCACUGUGGCCAAUUCCCAGUGUGAAAACCUAGUGUACCUGCCUGGUACUAAGAACAAGGUCAGGAUCAAUCCCAAUGCUGUGUCUAAAGCAGGGACUGGGCCAGAUAUAGUGGGUCCUUCCCAAUCUCAGAUUGUGGCCAAUUUCCAGGGUGAAGUCUUGCCUGGUACUAAGAACAAGGUUAGGGGAAAUUCCAAUGCUGGGUCUAAGACAGGGGCUGGGUCAGAUACAGUGGCCUCUGCCCAGCUCCAGGCUGUGGCCAAUUCCCAGGGUGAAGGCUUGUCUGGUCCUAAGAAUAAGGUCAGGGGAAAUCCCAGUGCUGUGUCUAAAGCAGAGAAUGGGUCACAUAUAGUGGGUUCUGCUGAGCCUCAGAUUGUGGCCAAUUCCCAGGGUGAAGUCUUGCCUGGUACUAAGAACAAGGUCAGAGGAAAUUCCAAUGCUGGGUCUAAGACAGGGGCUGGGUCAGAUACAGUGGGCUCUGCUCAGCUCCAUGCUGUGGCCAAUUCCCAGUGUGAGGCCUUGCCUGGUAUCAAGCAUAAGGUCAAGGGCAAUCCCAGUGCUUUGUCUAAAGCUGAGACUGGGCCAGAUACAGCGGGCUCUGCCCAGCCCCAGGCUAUGGCUGAUUCUCAGUGUGAGGCUUUGCCUGGUGUGAAGAAUAAGGUCAGCAGCAAUCCCAAUGCCAUGUCUAAGGUAGAGGCCAGAGCAGAUAUAACAAGCCUUGCCCAGCCCCAGGCUGAGUCUGAUUCCCAAGGUGAAGCCUUUUCUGGUGUCAGGAGUAAGGUCCAAGGCAAUCUGAGUGCUCUGUCUAAAUCAGGCACUGAGCAAGAUAUAGUGGCCCCUGCCUGGCCCCAAGCUGUGACUAAUUCCCAGGAUGAAGCCUGGUCUGGUACUAAGAAUAAGGACAAGGGCAAUCCCAAUGCUGUAUCUAAGGCAGAGGCCACUGCAGAUAUAACAGGUUCUGCCUGGCCCCACGUGGUGGCCAAUACCCAGGGUGAAGCCUUGUCUGAUAUUAAGAACAAGGUCAGGGUCAAUAUCAACACUGUGUGUAAGGCAGAGGUCAGGGCAGAUACAACAGGAUCUUCCCAGACCCAAGCCAUGACCAAUUCCCAGGGUGAAGCUCCAACUUGCACUAAGAAUAAGGUCUGCGGCAAUCUUAGUUCUGUGUCUAAAGCAGGGAUUAGGCCAGAAACAAUGGGCUGUGCUCGGUCCCAGGCUGUGGCCAAUUCCCAAGGUGAAGCCUUGCUUAGUGUCAAGAAUAAGGUCAGAGGCAAUCCCAAUGUUGUGUCUAAGGUAGAGGACAGAGCAGAUACAACAAGCUUUACCCAGCCUCAGGCUGUGUCUGAUUCCCAAGGUGAAACCUUGCCUGGUGCUAGGAGUAAGAUCCAGGGCAAUCCCAGUGCUAUGUCUAAGGCAGGCACUGGGCCAGAUACAAUGUGUUCUGCUCAGCCUCAAACAGAUAUAAUAGACACUGCCCAACCCCAAGCCAAGUCUAAUUCUCAAGGUGAAUCCUUGUCUGGUGCCAGAAAUAAGGUCAGGGACAAUCCCAAUGUGGUAUUUAAGGCAGGGGCUGGGCAAGAUAGACGAGGCUCUCUUUCACCCCAAGCUGUGGCCAGUUCUCAGGGUGAGGCCUUGCUUGGUGCCAGGAGUAAGGUCAGGGGAAAUGCCAAUGCUGAGUCUAAGGUAGAGGCUGGGGCACAUAUGAUGGGCUCUGGCCAGCCUCAGUCUGUGGCUCAUUCCCAGAAUAAGAUCUUGCCUGGAGCAAAGGACAAGACUAUACCCAAGUCUGAGGCAAAAGUCACAGAAGAUGAGGGCUAUGUAAAACCUAAGACUGAAGCCAUGCUCACUUCUGAGAGUGGCGGUGGGACAGGCACUCAGGCCUGCAGAAAAAUUCAGCCUAGGGUCCAUGACUAUUACUGGAAUGGGAUUGGUAUUGAGGAUUGGAUUGCUUCUGAGCGAUGGAUAAAAUUUAGGUUUCAGGCCAGGGAUGGAUACUGGGAGAAUAGCAUGUCCUGGGCUGAUGAUGAGAAUGAAGCCAGUGUUGAAUCCUGGAGUGGGGCUAGUGAUAAGUCUGAUAUUAAGUCCUGGGCUGGGGCUAAGGCUGACAAUGAAGCUGGUUUUCCUUCCUGGGCUGCAGCUGGGGACCAGGCUUGUGGGGGGCUCUGGGGUGGGAGCCAGGCCAGUGAAGAGUCCUGGGCUGGGAACAAGGCCAGUGGGGGUUCUUUGUCAGAGGUUGGGGACAUAGCCAUUGGAGGGUCUUGGAUUGGGGUUGAGAACCAGGCCAGUGUGGGAUCUUGGGCUAGUACUGGGAACCAGGCUAUUGGUGAGCCCUGGGCUGGAAGUCAGGCCAGUGGGGUGUCCUGGGCUGGGAAAGAUGCCAUUGGAGGGUCCUGGACUAGAGCUGAGGAACAGGACAGUGGAAGGUCCCAGGAUGGGGCUAGGAUUCAGGCUAAUGGAGGGUCUUGGGCUGAAACUAGAGCUGGGAAUGUGGCUAGCAUUGGGUACUGGGCUGAGGAUAUGGACAAAGCUAGUGGAGGGUACUGGAUUGGGAACAGUGAUCUGUCUGCUGGAUCCAAGCCUAGAUUUGAGGAUCAAGCCAGUGGAAAUAUGUCCUGGUCUGUGGCUGGUGGCCAGUCCAGUGGAGGGUCUAGGCUCAGGCCUGAGGAUCAGUCUGGUAGAAAGUCCUGGGCUGGCACUGCAGACCAAGCCAGUGGAGGGGCCAAAAUGAGGCCUGUGGACCAGUCUGGGGGUGGGUCCUGGGCUAGGGCUGGGGAACAGGCCAACAAAGGGUCUAGGCCAGGGUUUGUGGACCAGUCGAGUAAUGGGUCCUGGGCUAGCACUGGCAGUCAGGUCAUUGGAGGAUUCUUGGUUGGGACUGUGGACCAGGCCAGUGGGAAUUCCUGGGCUGGGACUGGUGAUCGGUCUGGUGGUGAGUCCAAGCCUAGAUUUGAGGAUCUGGUAAAUGAAGAAGAGUCUUUGGCUAGGGCUGUUGGCCAGGCUGGUGGAGGGCCAAGGUUGGGGCCUGAGGACCAGUCCAGCAGAAGGUCCUGGGCUGACUCUGAGGACCAAGCCAGUGGAGGGUUCUUGGUUGAAGCUGUGGACCAGGGCGAUGGAGGGUCCUGGGCUGCACCUGGGGAUCAGGCUGGUUGUGGGGCAAAGCCUAGAUUUGAAGAGCAGACAAGUGGAAGAGGGUCUUGGGCUGACAAUGGGGGCCAGGCUGGUAGAGGGUCUAGGCUAGGUCCCAGGGACCAGUCAUUUGGAGAUUCCUGGGCUGGCACUGGGGACCAGGCCAGUGAAGAAUCCAGGCCAAGGCCUAAAGACCAGUCCAAUGGAUGGUUCUGUGCUUGCAGUGGGAGUCAUGCUAAUGCAAGAGGGUCCUCGGGUGGGGCUUGUGGCCAGGCUGUUGGAAGAUCUAGACUAGGGCCUACGAACCCAUCCAGUGGUGGGUCCUGGGCUGAUACAGGGAGUCGGGUCAGUGGAGGGUCUUGGGUUGUGGCUGGAGAUAUGGCUAGUAGCUGUCCCAAACCUGGAUUUGAGGAUGCCAGUGGAAGAGGGUUCUGGUCUGGUGCUAAGGACCAGAUUGUUGAAGGGUCUAAUACAGGGUCUGCAGACCAAUCUAGUGGUGGGCCCUGGGCUGGCACUGAGAGUCAGGCCAGUGGAAGGUCCUGGGCUGGGGCUGGGGAUCAGGCUGAUAGCUGUUCCAAACCUGGAUUUGAGGACCUGGCCAGUGGGGAAGUCUCUGAGGCUGGCACUGGGGAUCAGGCUAGUGGAAAAUCUUGCCCUGGGUUGAGGCAUGGUAAUGAGGCCAGUAGAGGAUCUAGGCUGGGGCCUGAGGACCAGGCAAGUGGAGGAUCCUGGGCUAGGGCUGAUGACCAGGCCAGUGGAAGACCACAGGUCAGUGCUGAGAUGGAGGCCAAUGAAAGAUCCUGGUUUGGGACUAGAGGCGAGAUUUCUACAGGGUCCUGGUUCAGGAGAGGGCAAGAGGCUGCUGGUAUUGCGUCCAAACUUGGAGGUAAAAAUGAGGCCAGUAUUGAAUCCAGAUCAAGGGCUGAAGAAGAGGCCAAUAUUGAGUCCUGGACCAGAUCUGAAGAGGCAGCCCAUGUGGAUUCCUGUGUGGGAGCUGGGGCUGGGGCAGAGGCCAGGAAGGAGUCUUGGCUCUGGGAUGGAGAUGCAGCCACUACAGGGUCUAGGCUUGGGGGUGAGGAAGAGGCUUGCAUGGGGUCCUGGUCUUUGACUGAGGAUGUAGAUGAGGAUGAGCUAAGUAGAGUGUCCAGCCCUGAUAUUGAGGAAAUCAGUUUAAGGUCCUUGUUUUGGGCUGAUACUGAGAAGAGUAAUGAGUUCAGAUCCAAGAGUGAGAGAGAUGUCUAUAAGGCCAGUGCCAAGGAUAACCUUGAGGCUUCUGGUGGAAUUGAUGUAAGGUCUUGGUUCUGGCAUGGUAAUGAAAACAGAAGUGAGGACAAAUCUGCACUUAAGACUAAAGCCAAAAAGUCAAUUGAGUCAAGAGGCACAUAUCCAUCCAUGGUCCCUGGGGCAGGAAUGGGGUCAUGGGCGGGAGCCAUGAUCUGGACGGAAAUGAAAUUUCCAUACCAAAAUGAGUCCUGCUUCUCACCUGAAGAUGAAAUCAGAAAGAUAAGGUGUGAGGAGAAAACUCAUCCCUGGACCUGUCGCUGUAAACGCGAAGCUAAUAUGGAUCCACGAGAGCUUGAAAAACUUAUUUGCAUGAUUGAGAUGACUGAAGAUCCUUCUAUUCAUGAAAUAGCCAAUAAUGCUCUAUAUAACAGUCCUGAUUAUCCAUUUUCCCAUGAAGUCAUUCGUAAUGCAGGUAGAAUAUCAAUUAUUGAAAGCUUGCUCAAUAAUCCCUAUCCCAGUGUUAGGCAGAAGGCUUUAAAUGCACUGAAUAACAUCUCAGUGGCUGCUGAAAAUCAUAGGAAGGUGAAAACAUACUUAAACCAAGUAUGUGAAGACACAGUGACCUAUCCCUUGAAUUCAAAUGUGCAGCUGGCUGGACUAAGAUUGAUAAAGCAUUUGACUGUUAUUAGUGAAUAUCAGCAUAUGGUUACAAAUUAUAUUUCAGAAUUUCUUCGUUUGUUAACUGUGGGAAGUGGAGAAACCAAAGACCAUAUUUUGGGAAUGCUUUUGAAUUUCUCUAAAAAUCCAUCUAUGACAAAAGACUUACUCAUUGCCAAUGCACCAACAUCACUGAUUAAUAUCUUUAACAAGAAAGAGACAAAAGAGAAUAUUCUUAAUGCUCUUUCACUAUUUGAAAAUAUAAAUUACCAUUUUAAAAGAAGAGCAAAAGUAUUUACCCAGGACAAGUUCAGUAAAAAUUCCCUUUACUUCAUAUUUCAACGACCUAAAGCAUGUGCCAAGAAACUUCGAGUCUUAGCAGCAGAAUACAGUGACCCUGAGGUGAAAGAAAGAGUUGAGCUAUUAUUAAGUAAACUCUGAUUAGUUAUAUGUUUCCAAACAAAUCUGAGUAAUAUUUUGGUUUUGCUGCCUGGAGGUAAUGCACAUUGUAAAUUGCAUUAUAACUUUGAAACUGAUGUUACUUAUGAUGGUCUAUAGCUGGAUCACUUUAUGAACACCAAACGAAUUCAAACUUGUACUGAAAAUACAUGUGUUGAUUAUUACCUUGUCUGCAUCAAGAUAUUUUUAGUAUGCUUCAUGAGCAGAAACUGACCUGAUUUUUCAUAAGUAAGGUAAUUUUUGGUCCUUUGUGUGGACUUAUGUUUAUACAUUUGAGGCUUUAUUUUUAUGUCAUCAAUAAAGUUGUGUGUUAUAAGCAGAAAAAAAGAGACA